Neohortaea acidophila is the source of this 1227-nucleotide messenger RNA. RefSeq names its product tRNA-guanine(15) transglycosylase-like protein. The record is from RefSeq and is a predicted model, not a curated record. Bases 1 to 1227 code for a protein of 408 amino acids. The transcript is spliced from 5 exons. Gene Ontology annotation, cellular component: cytosol. Gene Ontology annotation, molecular function: tRNA-guanosine(34) queuine transglycosylase activity. Lineage: Eukaryota; Fungi; Ascomycota; Dothideomycetes; Mycosphaerellales; Teratosphaeriaceae.
AUGGUCUUACGACCUCCAGCCUCGGCGCUGAAGUUUGACCUCGUCACAAAAUGCGCCACAACCAAAGCUCGCGCGGCCACGCUGCAUCUCCCACAUGGCCCCGUGCAGCUUCCCAUGUUCAUGCCUGUGGCCACCCAGGCGUCUCUCAAGGGCUUGACUCCUAAGCAGCUGGAGGAUACGAGUUGUCGAUUGUGCCUUAACAACACUUAUCACUUGGGGCUCAAGCCUGGGCAACAAACGCUUGAUGCGAUUGGCGGUGCUCAUAAGCUGCAAUCAUGGCCUCAUAAUAUCCUAACAGACAGCGGAGGCUUUCAAAUGGUCUCCCUCCUCAAACUCGCCCAAGUCACGGAAGAAGGCGUACGCUUCCUAAGCCCGCACGACGGCACGCCCAUGCUCCUCACCCCAGAGCACUCCAUCUCCCUCCAAAACUCCAUCGGCUCCGACAUCAUCAUGCAACUCGACGACGUAAUAGCCACCACAUCUCCCGACCACGCACGCAUCAAAGAAGCAAUGCACCGCUCCAUCCGCUGGCUGGACCGGUGCAUCGCCGCCCACCGUAACCCCAGCACCCAGAACCUCUUCUGCAUCAUCCAAGGCGGCCUAGACCUCGAUCUCCGCGCCGAGUGCACGCAGCAAAUGGUCGCGCGCGACACGCCCGGCAUUGCCAUCGGCGGUCUCAGCGGUGGCGAGGCGAAAGACCUGUACUGCAAGGUCGUGCACACUUGUACCAGUCUCUUACCCGAUCUCAAACCCCGCUACGUCAUGGGCGUCGGCUAUCCCGAGGAUAUCCUCGUCUCUGUUGCGCUGGGGGCGGAUAUGUUCGACUGCGUGUGGCCUACUCGCACCGCACGGUUCGGCAAUGCCAUCACAGGCACAGGCACAUUCAACUUACGGCACGCAGCCUACGCCAAUGACUUUCGACCGGUGGAAGAAGGGUGCAACUGCACAUGUUGUCGGCCAGAAAGCGAGGGCGGACUAGGCAUCACGCGAGCGUACAUUCACCACGUUGCGGCGAAGGAAACGGCCGGGGCCCAUCUACUGAGUAUGCACAAUGUGCAUCACUUGCUGGAUCUGAUGCGUGGAGCCCGAGAGGCGAUUGUUGAGCAACGGUACCCGGCGUUUUUGGUGGACUAUUUUCAUGGCAUGUACGCCGGAGACAAGGAGAGAUACCCUGGGUGGGCGGUGGAUGCACUGCGAGGCGUGGGCGUCGAUCUUUUGGCCGAUUGA